ACGAGCAAAACAAAAAGGAGGACAAACACAAACAUCAGAUUUGGGCCCUUAGAGACAAAUCUGUGUGCACAAACAAGGACUGGCUGCUCAACAUUCAUCCAGCUCAGUGGAACUGGUUGUGGAAAUUAGUUAGAUUUGCAAGUUUUCGGGCUCCUUCCUCGAGGUCAUUUGCAUUCUUUGACUUUUGGAAUUUCGUGAAAGCCGAGAAAGCUUUGCACUGAUAAUUGGAAGUGUCAGUCACUGAAGAUGGGCCGUGUGCUGUUUCUGGUGCUGAUUUGGAUGCCACUGUAUGCUGCACUGCACAAAGAGGAACUGAAGCAGGCCACAUCCUAUCUGAAGCGAUAUGGAUAUCUACCUACAUCACUUCUUCAUCCCAAAGAGCAAGAAGGCCAAAUGGAGCAAUUAACCGAGGCACUUAGAAUAUUCCAGAAAGUGAUGGACCUACCAGUCACUGGCUGGCUGGAUAAUGCUACGCUGACCAUGAUGAAACAGCCACGCUGUGGUGUUGAGGACCCCUUCAACAAAAAGACCCUCAAAUACCGCAUACUGGGUCACUGGCGUAAGAAGAAACUGAGUUACCGUAUCUAUAACCAUGCUUCCAAUCUGGGAAUGGCUAAAACACGGGCAGCCAUACAGACAGCAUUCAAGUACUGGAGUGAAGUCUCGCCUCUUCGCUUCCAUGAGAUCACCAAGGGAUACCCUGACAUCAAAAUUUACUUUCACGGGAGGGACAAAUCCUGCCCCGUACCAUUUGAUGGACCAGGUGAGGUGUUGGCUCACGCUGACAGUCCGGAGUCUGGCAAUGUGCACUUCGAUGCAGAUGAAAGGUGGACUGAGGGGCAGAGGUCUGGGUCAAAUCUUCGAAUUGUGGCGGCCCAUGAGAUUGGCCAUGCCUUGGGUUUGGGCCACUCUCAGUACCGCAGCGCUCUUAUGGGCCCUGUGUACACUGGUUACCGUGACAACUUCAAACUUCACCCUGACGACAUCCGCGGUAUUCAGGCACUGUAUGGUAAACCUGUGGAAAAGUCCUCAGUGGCCCCUGCAGUGCCAUAUAAGCCAGCAGCUGACUCAUCUGCUCCUGAUCCAUGCACUGCGUCGCUGGAUGCUAUAAUGCUGGGGCCUCUCCACAAGACAUUUGCAUUCAGUGGAGAUUAUGUCUGGACAAUAUCAGAUGCCGGCUAUAACACACCCAUACGGAUUAACGUCCUUUGGAAAGAACUGCCCGGUCACUUAAACGCUGCGGUGCAUUCCCAGAGGACCAAUAAAUCCUACUUCCUUAAGGGUGAGAAACUGUGGAGGUAUUCUGGCUUUAAAUUGGACCACGGCUUCCCAAAACAGCUCAUUAUACCUGCAAACAUUGACUCAGCCUUUUACGCCAAUGGCAAUAAAAACCUCAUUUUUAUCAAGGGUUCAGUGUACUGGCAAUGGGAUGAACUGAGCUCCAGCAAUGAACUCAAGCACUAUCCUAAACGUCUCUCAGAUCUUGUUACUGGGUUACCGUCCAGCCCAGACGCAGCAUUCACCUGGACUAAUGGCUACACUUACGUGUUUAAAGGAGACCAGUACUGGCGUAUAAACCCCAGGGGCUUCAUAGAGAAGGGCUACCCAUUCAGCAAGAGAGAGCGCUGGAUGCAGUGUGAGAAUUAA
This is a messenger RNA of Colossoma macropomum (tambaqui), 1647 nucleotides long. Its product is annotated as matrix metalloproteinase-19-like. Gene Ontology annotation, biological process: extracellular matrix organization; proteolysis; collagen catabolic process. The coding region runs from base 247 to 1647 and encodes 466 amino acids. NCBI's taxonomy places the organism in Eukaryota, Metazoa, Chordata, Actinopteri, Characiformes, Serrasalmidae. The record is from RefSeq and is a predicted model, not a curated record. Gene Ontology annotation, molecular function: metalloendopeptidase activity; zinc ion binding. The transcript has 9 exons. Gene Ontology annotation, cellular component: extracellular matrix.